GCACAACUGUUUACGGGAGUGCAGUUACAAGUGAACAUCAAUUGGGUGCAGUCCGUGGUCAAUCAAAGAUGGCGGAAUUGUUCGCCAAGUAUAGUUGUACUAAUUGCCAGGACGAUAUCCCCGGCACGCGUGUACAUUGUGCCGAAUGCCCGUCGUUUGAUCUUUGCUUGCAGUGUUUUGCUUCUGGUGCCGAGAUUGGACCGCACCGCAGUGAUCACGCCUACCAAUUCGUGGACAAUGGCACUGGAAUUUUGACGAUAUUUCGCGGUAAAAAUGCCUGGUCAGCUCGAGAGGAGUUGCGCCUCUUAGACGCCAUAGAGAAAUACGGAUACGGAAAUUGGGAAGAUAUCAGAAAGCAUAUCGAGACCCGUAGCGCUGAGGACGCUAAGGAAGAGUACAUUAGCAAAUAUUUGAAUGGAACAAUUGGACGGCAUACUUGGAUUCCGGCUUCCGAGCACCAGCGCCCACAUUUGACGGAUCACACGGUGGAGGAAGACAGUGGUCCGUUGGGAGCGAAUAACAUACAUAAGCUGCCACCACUGGAUGUAACGCCUGAGGAGGCUGCUCAGCUCGGGUACAUGCCCAAUCGAGACGGCUUCGAAAGGGAAUACGAUCCUACGGCGGAGCAGCUUGUGUCAGCAUUGACUUUGAAUCCAAAUGAUAAGGACACCGACUUGAUACUUAAAUUGGCACAGGUUGAUAUAUACACGCGACGUCUACGCGAACGUGCUCGUAGGAAACGUCUAGUAAGAGAUUAUCAACUUGCCGCAAACUUUUUUCGCGGUACACAUAAAGCAUUGCAUUUAACUCGUGAGCAACGUGACUUCCGUGACAGAUUCCGCGUAUUUGCUCAGUUUUAUACUGCAUACGAGUAUGAAAGACUGUUGGCCUCUAUUGAACGCGAACGUGAACUGAGGAUUCGAUUGUCGGAAUUGAAUCGAUAUCGCUCGAACGGCCUAACAAGGAUCGACGAGUGUGUUCACUUUGAACAGCAUGCUGCCGCUGCACCAUAUAAAAAUACAGGCCCAUAUGGCCAUGGAAAAACGGACCUUCAAUCGGCUGGAAACCGGCCCGGAUCGUCCUCGCACUCGCAACAAAUCAGCAAAAAGGGCGAAUCCGCCGGCGCAAACGAAAGUUCCGUUUCCAUCGGGCAAAAUCCCACGCACCGCACCGUCGACCAGCCUUACUCCGACGCAUCAUUGCCCAACAAAAACUCCUUGGAUAGCUAUCGGGGAUCGUCGGGUCCAUCGAGUCAGUUGACGACGAUGAUGACGCCGACAACGACGGCCCAAGCCAACAGCAGCUACCUGACAGCGCAACAACAGCCAAACCAAGGAAAUGCCGUGGGAAACGUAAACAGACAAGAACAAAUGUUCAAUGCGAACAGCAGCAAUCCCAGCAAGAACCAACCUCUUGCAGCCACACAACAGCAACAGAAUCACCAGCAGCAGCAACAACUUCAGCCCGGGGAGAGUCUCCUGUCGGGUAACGAAAAGAAAUUGUGCUCAGCAUUAAACCUACCCCCAACUGUCUAUAUAACUUUGAAAACUGUGUUAUUGAGUGGUGCACCGGUGUCGAGUUCACCCAUAGAGAAUACUAUUCGCAAAUACCUUAUUAAAGCGGGCUGGCUGAGUCAUUAGUUUUUCCAUAAUAGCAAUAUUUUUAUUUAUUCACAUUUAUUUGAAUAUCUAUUAGAUUUGCGCCUUUCAUUCUUUCUGAGUGUAACGAUUACUGUUUUAUGAAUAUGCGAAACUAGUUUCCCUUCUUGGAGAUCAUCCUCAUUUGGCUGUCUUUCUGCUAUUGGCUUAUAAAUGUGUGCAUUUUCGACAUGCAAAUUCGAUGUUUCGCAAGCCAUUCGAAAAAUAAACUGUUGCACACAGCCUGAGUUGUAGUGGAAUCUGUUCAAAUUUUAAUUUUCAUUCAUUUCCAACGUAUCGCAUUUUGGUUACGUAAAUCCUUUAAGUAGUGUUCUAAUAUUGUAUUGUUCGUUUAAUCUUAGAAACUAGACACAAUUUAGUUUAGAGAGAAACUUGCAUCUUAAAUCAUAAUACUGUUAUUUGUUCAUGUACGCAUAUACUCUACUGCGAAAAUAGGUUUACCGUUUUAGAGACCCGAAUCAAUUUUGAAUAAACGAACAAAAAAAUGUACAAAGGAUGAAAAUCGCUUAAAAAUAAAUUAAUUAAUUUCUGAAAAGUC
Molecule: messenger RNA, 2196 nt
Organism: Hermetia illucens (black soldier fly)
Lineage: Eukaryota; Metazoa; Arthropoda; Insecta; Diptera; Stratiomyidae
Gene: Ada2b
Product: transcriptional adapter 2B
Exons: 6
Coding region: 69-1640 (523 amino acids)
Biological process (GO): regulation of transcription by RNA polymerase II; chromatin remodeling
Cellular component (GO): SAGA-type complex; nucleus
Molecular function (GO): zinc ion binding; transcription coactivator activity; chromatin binding
Source: RefSeq, a predicted model, not a curated record